CCGGUCCCUGACAGCAGCUCUCAGAUCAGUUCAGAUCAGUCAUUCAGAACCUGUCUGUCCCUGACAGCAGCUCUCAGAUCAGAUCAGGUGGACCCCUUGUCUGUGCCUGACAGCAGGUCUCAGAUCAGUCAUGCUCCGUCCUGCCAGCAGACUCCAGCUGCUCGCGCUCCUUGCGCUCCUGCUGCUGCUGAGCACGCGCGGGUCAGCUGUUCACAACGCCGCCACAGAGUCCGGACACACUGAGCCGGCCCAGGACACUCAGGACGAGCCGGCGGAGGAGGACUCGAACCGGGCGAGGCACGGCGGGAGGCGGCUGGGGGACGCUGUGCGGAACGGCACAGAGCAGAGCCAGGUGGGCUGCAGGGAGCUGAGGUCCACCAAGUACAUAUCCGACGGCCAGUGCACCAGCGUCAACCCUAUCAAGGAGCUGGUGUGUGCUGGGGAGUGUCUGCCGUCCCACCUGCUGCCCAACUGGAUUGGGGCUUACACUGGGAGGCACUGGAGCCGCCGCGACUCCCAGGAGUGGCGCUGCGUCAUUGACCGGACCAGGAGCCAACGGAUCCGGCUGCAGUGCCAGGAUGGCAGCUCCAGGACCUACAAGAUCACGGUGGUGACCUCCUGCAAGUGCAAGCGCUACUCCAGACAGCAGAAUGACUCAGGACACAAGGACACAUCUGUCCACAGUGGGAAAGAGAAAAAACAUCAGAGGAAGGCCGCACUGCCUGAGGAGACGGCCGCAAGGCAGUCUGACAACUAACAAAUAUUUAAGAGCCAGGCCAGAUAGAGGUCAAAGUCAGUAGUGUGUGGUUUGUCUCUAAACGUAGAUUAUUGCGACAUAGAAAUCAGUUUUAGUUCAGAUUAGUCUGUGGCCCAAAACACAGUUUAAUGGGAAGAAAUACAGAUAUUUGCUUUUUUUCAGAAUCAUGUGUGUGUGUAAGGUACCAACCUGGAGUCAGGAUAUGGUUAGCCUAGCUUAGCAUAUAAUCUGCAGGGGGAAACAGCUUGCCCAGCUCUGUCCAAACUUUAAAAAUACACAUACCAACACCUCGAAAGCUCACUGACUAACAUGUUAUAUCUUGUUUGUUUAUUCUGAAUACAAUCACAAAUGUAAAAAUGACAAUCUGGUUAUAGAGGGAGUUAUGCGCUCAUGGUUCAUUUGGUGCUCAACCUCGCUUAAACGACUCGCUCUUGCAUUUGUUCUGAAUCUGCCCCUAUGAGACACUAAUACUGUGGGCAUCCAACAUGGCCACCGUGGGGGGCGGGGGGCGAGGCAUGAUGAUGCCCAAACACAGCAGGCAGUGUUAGCGAGUCUUCUGCUGGCACUAAAUGUGAUGUAGUCCUGUGCAACAGGGCAGAUAGUUCAUGUAAAAAUAAUCAAAAACAAGAAUCAAUUACAUAGUUAAAGGCUCAACAGAUGUUGGAUUGAAGACUUGUAAAACAUAAUGUUGCCAUAUUAAUAAAAGUUCCAAAUGUGAAGUUAGACUUAUACAAUAGCAGCCUGUAGUGUGAAUGUAAUGUACAAUAUGUGCAGGGUACAGUUUUAUGGGUCUUUCAGAGUGAAUAGUAUGUAAUUUAUUUUUGUACCAGAACGAAGUUCUUUUUUUAAUAUUUUUGUUGUUGAAAUAAAUAAUAAUAAAUGAAAAAGGAAAUUGUUUACAACGUUGUGUUUGUGACAUAAUGCUGCAGGCGGACAGGAACUCCCUGACAACAGAGGCAUUAGUCAGAGAUGAAACAGAGGCCAGACUUUGUUUAAUUGUGAAGGGGAUCCCUUCCCCUCGGGGCGCCUGGGGCUUGUUCCAGCUGCCGCGGCAUGUUAACACGCGUUAUUGUUCCAUGUCUCCGUUGAUGUUUUUUUCUCUCUGAAAGCUGUGGGCUGAGGGACGCAGUGAAUAGAAUCACCUGCUCUGGAUGACAACAGGAUGUUUAACUUGUCUUACCUGCAGAGGGAAAAUAAUUGGUGUGCCUUUUGUGGAUAGUAUCCUGUGGGUAGAGACCGAGGUAAAGUGUAGGAAUGUUAAUUAGCAGCUGGGGAAACAUUACA
Molecule: messenger RNA, 2041 nt
Organism: Perca fluviatilis (European perch)
Lineage: Eukaryota; Metazoa; Chordata; Actinopteri; Perciformes; Percidae
Product: sclerostin domain-containing protein 1-like
Exons: 2
Coding region: 131-757 (208 amino acids)
Biological process (GO): negative regulation of Wnt signaling pathway; negative regulation of BMP signaling pathway
Molecular function (GO): BMP binding
Source: RefSeq, a predicted model, not a curated record